Notolabrus celidotus (New Zealand spotty) is the source of this 7353-nucleotide messenger RNA. It is a transcript of the gene prom1a, whose product is annotated as prominin 1a. The coding region runs from base 473 to 3121 and encodes 882 amino acids. Lineage: Eukaryota; Metazoa; Chordata; Actinopteri; Labriformes; Labridae. The transcript is spliced from 28 exons. The record is from RefSeq and is a predicted model, not a curated record. Gene Ontology annotation, molecular function: cholesterol binding. Gene Ontology annotation, cellular component: microvillus; cell surface; cilium.
UUGGCUGAACAGAUGGAGAGUAAGCAGUGGGACAUUGUUACAGAAGAACAGGAGGAGCGCUUACCCCCUGGGCCAGUCCUCCCUCUGUAGAUGACGGAGACGCGCAUACCCGCCCGCUCCCGUGACGCAGCGCCUCCCCGUGCGCACAGAUGCUGGAGUGGAAGCGACAGGCGCGCUCAUCUCUGUGGGACUGAACGCGUCGAGGAGCGGAGACAGAGGGGAGAGGAUCACCCGGUUUGCGUCCGCCAGGAGCCUCACAGCGCGGGGAAAGAUGGUCCAAACGAGGCUGUCCGCGGGCAGCAGGACUUAAAAAGCUGCAGUCCAUCCAUUUGGACACUUUAAAUCUGCUCUCUCCCCUUUUCCUCUCUGAUACGGAAGAUAAGAAUCCAGGCGGUCAUCUCCCAGCUAUCUCUGGGUCGGGAAUUUAACCCCAGUCUGAAGGCCAGUCGGUGUUUCAAUCAAUUAAGACACGAUGUGGAAGUCCGGGAUCCUCCUGCUGCUGUGGGUGCUUCAGGCAUCCAGUGAACUCCAGCUAGAGACGGAGCCGCGGAGACUUCCACCGCCGGGAAAGUUGGAUUUCGGUUAUGUGCCUGCGGGAGUUUACGAGACACUGGCCCAUUACGAACCAGGACCGAUAGGGAUCCUGUUCCACCUGGUGCACGGCUUUCUCUACGUGGUGCAGCCCAACGCUUUCCCAGAAGAUCUUAUCGUCAGACUGGCAAAGGACAAGUUUGGAGCCAUUCAGACAGAAUACCAAAAGGCUAUCUACUACGAGAUAGGCUUCCUAGUAUGUGCGGCGGUGGGGCUGCUGUUCGCCGUUCUCCUGCCACUAAUCGGCCUCUUCUUCUGCUUGUGCCGCUGCUGUGACAACUGCGGCGGCGAGAUGCACCAACGGCAGAGGAAGAACGCAGACUGUCGGCGAGGCCUGCUGGGAACGCUGCUCUUCUCUACAUCAUUGGUCAUCACGAUCGGCGUGCUGUGCGCAUAUGCUGCCAACCAAAACCUGAGCUCUCAGGUGAAGAACAUACGGAGGUUAGUCAACAGCAACAUGAGGGACCUUCACACCUUCGUUAACGACACGCCAAUGCAAAUUGAUUACCUAAUAUCCCAGUACGCCACAGCCAAGAACAAAGUCAUCUAUGACCUAGAUAAUAUAGGUCCCUUAUUGGGUGGAAGGAUACAUGAUCAGUUGGAUAAGGAGGUGAAUCCAGCUCUGGACAGAGCGCUCACCAUGGCUGGAGCCAUGCGAGAAACAAAAGAGGCCCUGGAAAACGUUGGGGUGGGUCUGGAGGUCCUCAAAGAAGGAACAGGGAAACUCAACUUCAACCUGAGCCUAGUCCGGACCAGCAUGAACCGCACCCUCAAUGACCCGGGCUGUCAUGACGAGGAGUCUGACGCUACCACUGCACAGCUGUGCCGCAACAUCCGCCAGUCACUGUCGCAGCUGCAGAUCAGUGCUAACUACACAAGGCUACCCAAAGUGAACAGCCAGCUGGAAAAGGUGAAUGAUGUCAUGAGAACUGACCUGAGUGCUAUCGUCCAGAGGGGUUACGCCUCAGUGAACGACACACCACACAUGGUCAUUGAACAAACUAGAAGUGUGGUAGAAAAUGUAAAGGGUUUGGUGGAUGGUAUUGGCAACAACAUCAGCAGCUUCUCUAAGGUAUUCCCUGUGCAGAGCUGCCUGUCCAACUUCACCAUCUUUAUCAACCACGCCCAUGCCAAGAUUGAGGACCAGUACCCUGAAAUCGACCAAAUGGACUUCUACAGGUGGAUAGGCUGUAUUGCGCUGUGCUGCAUGGUGGUGCUGGUCCUGGCUUUCAACUAUCUGGGCUUGCUGUGUGGCACCCUGGGAUACGACAAGCACGCCUCACCUACAACAAGAGGAUGCAUCUCCAACACAGGAGGAACAAUGCUCAUGGCCGGCGUCGGGUUCAGCUUCCUCUUUUCUUGGAUGCUGAUGGGAGUGGUGACGCUCAUCUUCCUGGCUGGAGGAAAUAUGGAGAAACUAUUUUGUGAACCGUUCCACACCAAAGAAGUCUUCAAGGUUGUGGACACCCAAUACUUGGUCAACCCAGAGUGGAAAAACUUCAUCCCUGGCUACAUCUACAAUGACUCCGAUCUAGAGCUGACAUCAGAAAGCUUAUACAGUACUUGCAAAGAAAACAAAGGCAUAUACUCAGCCAUGCGUCUGGACAAAGUCUUCAACAUCUCCACUUUCCUCAACACCACAUUGUUUACCAAGGAGGUGUUGGGUCAACUGGAAAGCAUGAAGAUCGACCUCAGGGGGAUAAUCCUGUUAGAGGCAGAGGGGAAGCAAAACCUUCUGGAUUUCUCUGAAGUCGGGCUGUCAGAAAUCAACUAUGCAGACUAUCUGGAAGAGGUCAAUAAGGGAGUCACUGUGGUGGACCUGCUCUCAUUUGCCAGAGAGCUGGAGGCUCAGACGGAUCUCAUGCCCAGAGGCGGUCUGCAGACAGCUCUGAAAGGCCACAUCGGGACUCUGCGGCAGAUCCACCGUCAACAGAUCAUCCCCAUGGAGCAGGCCAUGAGCGCAUUAAACCAGAGUAUGAGGUUCCUGGAGAGGACAGCCUCAGAUCUGCCAAACAAAGUUUUAGCGGUUAUUGAAGCCAUUGAAGCUGCACAGUACCUCAUCUCACAGAAUGCAACACAGUUAAUCAAUCAGGAAACAGGAAAAUACACAACCACCAUUAUCGGCUACUUCCAUCAAUACAUAGAAUGGGUCAAAACAUCUUUGGUCAUGGAGGUUGCACCAUGCAAGCCCUUCAGCAACAUGGUGGACACGGUGGAAAUCAUUACCUGCAGUUUUUUGGUCGACUCCAUGAACACAUUCUGGAUGGGUCUGGGCUGCAGCACUCUUUUCCUCCUCCCCAGCAUCAUCCUAGCUGUAAAACUAGCAAAAUAUUACCGCAGAAUGGACACAGAGGACGUUUACGAUGACAUUGAGACAAUUCCCAUGAAAACUAUGGAAAUUGGUAAUAAUGGUUAUCAUAGUGAGAGCUCACAAGGUAUCCCAAAUCCUUUGAUGACAAGCAUACCGACCUAUGACACCAUGAACAGGUUCCCACGGGCCUCGGCUCCUCCGAGGCACAUCGACUGGUGACAGAGAGCCGGCUCUGGUUCAGGCUCCUGAAAGUGCCCUCGGAAACUGGAACUGAAGUACACAACAAAGCUGUUUGUUGCACAACCCCAUGAAGAAGAAAAAGAAGAAGCUCAAUAAAAGAUUGUGUCCUACUGGCAGAGAGAGAACACACAAAUCCUAGGGUGUUUCUAUCCAUUGAUCAACCCAACCUCCUCAACCAGGCGAAUCACAGCCUGCAGCUGAAACACCUUCUUCUCUGCCCCUUCAAGAAACUCUCGCCUGCAGGACAUCAAACUCUUCUCCCUCAGCAUCAAUCUGAGCCAGGCUUGUUCUGCAUUUUUGUUUUAUAGAGACUGCUGUGUCUGCGUUUACAUUUGUUCAGACACAAAACCAAGCUGAAACCACAUUCAGCGAGAAGACAUGACAUUAACUGUGAUGCCUGAUGUACUGGUUUGUGCUUAAAAAGACUGAAAGGUCAUCUGAGGAUCAUGGCGAGCUGUUUAUCCUACCAUUGGACGGAUGCCACACAUUCAACAAAAAGCUUGGCAAUGAAAAGUGGAACAGACCUGUCAAUACGCCUGUGAGGAAAGGUGGCAUGCAAGAGUGAUUUCAAAAUAAGACUGCUUUGUGAAAAACGGCGUGUGCUUUUGAUCGCAGAAUGUGUGAGUUGGUAGAAGUUUGGUACCUAAAUGAGUGAGAAGUGGAUGAUAUAAAAAAUCCAGGAAAAGGUUGUUCCCAGGAGGAAGAAAUUUAGCAAUGCUUUUUAAAAUGUUUACAAUAUCUCAAAGCAUCCCGAGCUUGAAUAGUUUUGGGAAAAUUGCAAAUGACUGGUUAGUUGCCUUUCAGAAGUAUGUGCUGUCUCUGCAUUUUGAUGGAUUUGCUUGUUCUCAGAGGGAAAAUACACCCAUGGAUGCUUCUACACUGCUAACUAUGUUUAAGAUAUUAUUUUGUGGCAUUGUGUUUAAACCAUUGCCUGUAUAUCAAUAUGGACAGCCCACCUCUAUCUCCUCCCAUAGUGAUGAGUGAAGCCAAAAUACCAUCUUCAUGAGUGCUGACAUACUGCGUUGGUGACAUAAACGAAGGCUAAGCAGAAGUGAUCUGGCUGCUGAAGCCACAGGACUGAUGUAACGCCCCUUCUGCAAACCAAAAUACACACUUCACUUACUGACAGAACUGCAGAGACUCCUCAGGUCAGUACCAUUAUGGUUAUGGGAUAUUCAAUGACUCUUGCCGUUAUCCCCCUGCUCUGCUAAUCCACGAAAGGACGCUGCAGAAGCCUCAUUUGUCAACAGCGCUGUCAAUCAUAAUGUCAGAUUCCCUCUUUUAACAUCAAAUAACUAAUUACAAGUAAAUAGUUGUGAAAAAUAAACACUUGCACAUACAUCAGCAUGAUAUUAGCUUAUUUUGAUGACAGAAAGCAUGCACGUAUUAGGAUAGCUUUUCCCAUGAAGGAGACCAGCUUUAAGAUAUAUACUACAGCCAGUCACCAGGGGGAGCACUGACAUUUUUGGCUUCACUCUUGCAUUGUUGUGGUUCUGUCCAUGAUUUUAUACGGUCUAUGGUUUGAACUUAGUUUUCAGUGUUUUAAUUUUUUAAUCUGUUUUAUCCACACUUGUGCCAGGUCGUCAUUUCCUACAUUUCCCAGAAUGCCUUUAGGCUAAAUACUUCUCCGGAGGUGUAAGACUGAAUUAUUUUUUGUAAUCAACUUUUCUUUAUGGAUUAUUUUCUUGGACUAUUGGGGCCUAAUAAUUUGUUUCCAUCGUAAGAGCAUUUCUUUAAUCGGCCCUUUCACAUAGGUUUUAUAUCUCAUGAACGGUUGGAUGUUUUACCAAAGAGUGAAUAUACCAGAACAGGCUGAUUGGAAUAUAAUUUUUACACCUUAAAUCUUAGGUACACACAGCAAACUCAUUAGUUGAACAACUAUAUUUAUGAUUUUUUAUUUUGUACAACAGAAAACUUUAGGGGUCUAUAUUAUACCCACCUAAUGAGGCCAUCAGACUAUAGUGUAGGAACUUUGGGUGGAUUUUCCCUUUGAUUUGCACAAUCAGAGUCAGAGCUAAUAAACGUCUUAAAAUGAUAAAUAUUUGACAAGAGUGUCAGGCUUAUAAAUUGUUGUAUAGGAAAUGAAUUGAAUAAGACAAGUUAUCAUUUCGAGUUCACUAACAUAGCAUUUUUACGGAUGUCCUUCUUGCUUUUAUAGUGGAGAAAUUCUUUCUCAAGCCAAAUUGUUUUGUCUUUUAUACAGUAGGUCUCAGGUCUUUAGUGGUCUAUCAACUUUGUGCUUUUCUGUUUUUGCUUUUUAACACCCCCGUAGUAGCUAUUGAUACAUUUAAAAACUAUAGAACAAGUGGAUGUAUUCAAGAGCUAUUUUUAUUUGUGUGACUUGAUGAUGUUGGCAGAAAAUGAUGCUGAACUCUAUGACGACUAACUCAUUUGGCAUGCCAAUCCAGACCCACCUCGCCUCCAUGUUUACAGGUUAGAUUAGCUUCAGCUGCUAUCAGAGUAGAAAAUGGCCAAGCAAGGUUUGACAAUCCAUUCAUGGGACAAGUGAGUGUUGUCAAUCAUUUUGUAGAAAACUAGCAGAAAUGUUUGUGGUUGAAACAGUUCAUGGAAAUGAUGCACACUGAAAAAUAUGUCCAUCUUAACAUCGAAAGUAUUUAGGUUAUCAGUCUAGCUAACUGUCUGAUUAUGCUAGCAGUGUAAAACUAAAUAAGCUAGCUUCUUUAUUAUCCUACAAAUGAAAACAUUUACCUAGAAACUAAUGUAUGCAUUAUCAGGUACAGGUAUAUAAGCUUCUUAUAUUGUCAUAUUAUUUUAAAGCUUAAUGAAACACUUUAAUGCUAAAUGUGAUUCUAGCGUUGUGGUGCUAUACACUAGCAUCAAAGUUGUGACUUAGCCAGCAAAACCAACUGAAUCAAAAACUGCAGACUAAUAUUGAAUCUAUAAAUUAAUCUAUCCUUUUUAAAAUAAUAUUUAAGGAGAAAUAAUUUGAUGAAUCAGAAUUUCAGACAUAGACCCAGGCUAGAGUUGCCACCUGUCCCAUUUUUCCCAGAAUUGUUCUCUUUUUUCACCAGCUGUCCUGGGAAAAUAAAAAUCUCUCCCGGGACACAAUUUGUCCCGUUUUAUGGGGAAAAUGCAAAAACCUCAUUUGAUUUCCUUCGUUCAGCAGUCUAGAAAGGUCCCCCAUGCUUCUGCAGCUAUUUAAAAUUGUCUCUGAUUUCUUCCCAUCUAUGCGUAUGUCACACGGGCACCCUAGAGCUCAAAGCCGCUCAAGCAGGGAAGGAAACUUGACCAAAGAGAGACAGCAAGCUGAAUUGACUGACCUACUCCGUGCUGAGGUCUUCUUUUCACCAACUUUUGGCGCCUCUAUUUGAAAUGGGAGGAGAGACGACUGACGAGGAAGGAGAUGGAGCAAAUACAUGCAAGCCACCAGCACAAAAAAAAACAUAUACUAGUUACAAUCCUGAACGCAUUGGAAAUCCAUGCAGAAACAAAAAAGCAUCAAGCUGUGGUAUCAACAAACAAAAACAGGCAGCCAUUGCAACUUUUAUGACCAAAAAAGGUUCACCAGAAGAAGACAAGAUUGCAGUGGCAGAGCUUACCAGUGUCCUAUGUCCGAAUUUUAUAUUCAUUUGGUCAGUCUGAACUGGUAACAGUGGCCGAGCGCUUCGCCCCAAACAAUUGGUCGUGUCCCUUUUUUCACAAAUCCAAGGUGGCAACCCUAACCUAGGCUAAUAAGCUAGCAGCUACAGAUAUUAAGCUAGCCAUCACUCCUCACACAACAGCUAAUGUAGAGUACUUUACACAGUGUUUGAAAGUAGUCGGCCAAUACAUACGCAGUGUGCUGUACAAACUAUUCAAAGCCUACAAGGUGUCAGGUUAACAUGUAAAUUCAAAGUGGCUUCAGCUAGCAAAAUAUUAGUUGACUGUUUUUAACUUUUUUGAUUUAGAUCGCAGCUUCUUGGUAAGAUGGACAUUUCAAAGCAUCUGUGUGCUCUCUUAUUAAACUGGACUAUCAUUGUUUCUCUUGUCUGAUAGAGUCUGGAUGUGACCAAUCUUGGGAGACAGUAUGAUUUACUAAGUGCUUAAACUAGAUGUUGUGUAUCUGAACCCAGGAUGGGUGACACCAGGACAGAUACAGGGGUAAAUGGUUUGAACUGUGAUGCUCAAGUUGGGCACUGAUGGAGCCAAUGGAAUGAAACUGUGGUGGAAAACAGAGAGUGUAUAAAUUGUGAAUAAACUUUGAAAAUCAA